GGCGCCGAUCCCUUCUUCAUGUUUGCCAGGUGCUCGACCCUCCGCCCGACCAGACACGCUCUCCACCUUCCUCGGGCACAACCUGCUCGUCCUCGCAAAUUCACUGCGUCUGCCAUACAAACACUUACAGAUGGAUUCCUGGACCUUGCUAUUGCGCUCCCGUAUCCCGCCAGUCUGCCACCGUACUCCACUACGAUCAUCCUUGUGACGGUCGCAUCGCGUCUCAUUUUCACUGUACCAUUCUCAGUCUGGGCAAAGAACCGGCAAUGGCGAGCGGAGCACGUCGUGAUGCCUCAGGUCGAGCAAGAAAUCCCGGAACUUAACAAGCAAGCUAUUGCUGACAUGAAGAAAGAUGGCUACCGGGGCGAGCUUGAAGUCGCGCGAAAAGAGCGCAACAAAAGGCUGAAGGUGUUGGCGGACGCACGCAAGAAAGAACUGCUGGUGAAGCAUGGCUGCACGCCCCUCCCAACCAUGCUCAUCCCUCCUAUCACGCAAUUACCGCUAUUCGUUGGUUUCACCGUGAUCCUCAGCAGGGCAUCGCAAGCACCGACGGGCUUCGACUCCGAGUCGUUCCUCACACUGACUUCGCUGUCACACUCUGAUCCUACCUUGGCAUUGCCCAUCGUCGUUGGCCUUGUCACGCUCAUGCAAGUCGAGAGCACCCGGUGGUUCGCGAGCGCAGCUGCGAUGCAGAGACAAGCAAAGGUUGCCGAAUGGGUCGCGGCGCGGCGUGCGAAGGGCGAAGCGGUGCUAGAGCCAGGCAAAAUAGUACAGUCAGGCUUGAGGGGAUUAUCAGUCGCUCGUAUCCUCAUUGCAGCCGUCGUACCGGGGAGCGUCCAGGUCUACUGGGCCACCUCUGCCGUCUUUGGUCUCGUACAGUCUUGGGUCCUGAAUGCGUGGGAUGCGCGGAGAACCAGACGAGAUCGCCAGUCGUUGCCCCCUCAAGAGAACGCUAGUGCGAAGUCGAGUAAUCCUUGAAGUUUGUGGGGCAUCCGUCGUGUCAGCCACGCAUUGGUACCACGUCAACCGCGUCCAGAGCAUUCCACCAAGGUGA
Messenger RNA from Rhodofomes roseus, 1054 nucleotides. Its product is annotated as 60Kd inner membrane protein-domain-containing protein. Gene Ontology annotation, molecular function: membrane insertase activity. The transcript has 4 exons. Gene Ontology annotation, biological process: protein insertion into mitochondrial inner membrane from matrix; mitochondrial respiratory chain complex IV assembly. The record is from RefSeq and is a predicted model, not a curated record. The coding region runs from base 19 to 978 and encodes 319 amino acids. Gene Ontology annotation, cellular component: mitochondrial inner membrane. NCBI's taxonomy places the organism in Eukaryota, Fungi, Basidiomycota, Agaricomycetes, Polyporales, Fomitopsidaceae.